Molecule: messenger RNA, 564 nt
Organism: Rangifer tarandus platyrhynchus (Svalbard reindeer)
Lineage: Eukaryota; Metazoa; Chordata; Mammalia; Artiodactyla; Cervidae
Source: the annotation of a GenBank genome assembly
AUGAAGGUUGUGUUCCUGAGUUUACUACUUGUGGUUUGUGCUGCCCAAGAAGAGGAAGCUCAGCCAAGUCUCUCAGAGCUUUCAGGACAAUGGAGAACUGCAUACCUUGCAUCCAGUAACCUGGAGAAGAUCAACCCCAAUGGGCCAUUCCAGGCUUACCUCAAGAAAUUUCUGUUUGAUGAUGAACACGGCACAGCAGACUGCUACUUUUAUGGCAGACACAUGGGAAAAUGGGAACAUAAACACGUCACAGCAAUAAAGCAAGAUGAUGGUACUUAUGCUGCUGACUAUGAGGGUAAAAAUGUAUUUGAAGUUGCUUAUGCAUCCAAAAACUUUCUGGUAAUACAUAACAUCAAUGUGGAUGAACAUGGCAAGAAGACAGUAUUGACUGGACUAUUUGGUUCACCAAAUAUUGAAGAGGAAGGCUUGCAGAAGUUCAAGGAGCUGACAGAAGAGAAAGGGAUUGAUGAGAAAAAUAUCGUGAAUUUCAUCGAAAGUGAAAAGGUCACUGAGACCAGACACGUCCUUGUCUCCAUGGAAUCAAGACCAACAACCAGAAGAUGA